Pelobates cultripes (western spadefoot toad) is the source of this 213-nucleotide messenger RNA. The record is from the annotation of a GenBank genome assembly. NCBI's taxonomy places the organism in Eukaryota, Metazoa, Chordata, Amphibia, Anura, Pelobatidae.
AUGGCGGCUGGGCCUGACCGGAGAAAGAGGCCCCUCCUUGGGGCUCUUGGCGCUCACCGCGGGCUACUCAGGGAGAAAUCAUCUGAGCAACCUACCUAUCCUGAGACCCGGCCUGGAGUGCUCCAAUCGACACCAAGGACCUUGAGUGGAGACCAGCUGACUGGCAAAGCGGACCGAAAGGUAUUCAUGCUGCAAGCUGACACGAUCCUGUGA